AGACGCCAUACGACGAAGUGGUGUAGCCAGCUGUGGAAAAUAGCGUAAAACUUUUCACGGCGCUUCGAAGAAGAAACAGAUUAAAAGUUUACCGCCCUCUUAAUCACUAGCUCGCGUGUGUCGAACGCUAUCCGAUGAUGGUUAACGAUGUAUUUCGUUCUUUAAAAUGUAUUCGUCGAAGUGUUUUUUUUCGUUUUCAUGUCGGAUGAACUUGUCAUUAUUUUAAUGUAGCGUUUCAUGUAAAUAAUGUGUGUGUGCUAAGUGGUAUCCGAUUUAAAUAAUACAGUACAAAAUAAGUUUUUCUGCAAUGACUUGAAAACCUCAAACAAGAUUUUUUCGGAUUGGUUUAUCAUUUUGGCGCCCAAUGUAGAGCUUAUAAACAGUCGAUAUAUUAUAUAUAACUAGGUAUAUCUACCUAAUAGAGGAAAAAAUAAUAUUAUAGUAUACUUAAACUACCUAUAGCUGUGAAGUGAACUGAUGUGAAUAUGAACUUUGUUUACCAGUUGCGGAUUGUUGAAAUAAGCAAAAUGAUUGUAGCUUUAUUUAUAUUGGAUUGUUUGUUUGUAAGCAGAGUCGAUGCUGCUAUCCAUGAGCCCGGGUUCAGUGGUCCUAUAGAAAAUGUUACGGCGGCCCUUGGGCGAGAAGCGAUCUUAGCAUGUACCGUCCACAACCUGUCUACAUACAAGGUUGCAUGGUUGCGAGUGGACACUCAGACUAUCCUUACCAUUCACACCCACGUGAUAUCGCGCAGCAGGCGCGUGGGUAUCACUUACAGCGAUCAGAAAAACUGGUACCUUCACAUCCGAGAGUUACGGGAGAGCGACAGAGGAUGGUACAUGUGUCAGAUCAAUACGGACCCUAUGAAGAGUCAGCUGGGAUACUUAGAUAUUUUAGUUCCACCGGAUAUCCUAGACCGUGGGACGAGUUCUGAUAUGACGGUACGAGAAGGUGCCCCUGUCAGCAUGACGUGUGCAGCCACGGGGUCACCACAUCCGCAGAUCUCGUGGCGACGGGAACACUCUAAUCCUAUAAUGGUUUCUGAAGGCGUAGAAGUGACGUCAGUAUCGGGCCCGGUGUUAAAUAUAAGUCGAGUGAGCCGACUACAUGCGGGACCCUAUAUGUGCAUCGCUUCCAACGGAGUCCCUCCCACCAUCGCCAAAAGGAUUAUGUUAACUGUUGAAUUUCCACCGGUGAUCGUUAUAAGAAAUCAACUGGUAGGCGCGGCGGUUGGAUCGGACUUAGUGCUGGAGUGCGAAACGGACGGCUAUCCAAAGCCAGUUAGCUACUGGAGCAGAGAUACGGGUGAAAUUGUUCCCAUAGGAGGUGGUCUGGAGCCGCAAAGAGUUGUUGGAUCAUAUCGUUCCAUCCUCCGUCUGCCUAUAAGAAAAGUUACUAGCUCGGACUAUGGCACAUAUAAAUGUGUAUCUAAGAAUUCCUUGGGUGACACGGAAGGCACUAUCAAACUAUAUCCCAUGCAGCCCCCAGCGGAAAACAGGAAUGCAAUUCAAAAGUUAAACAUAGUGGCAGGAAAAGCGUCUGAAAGUACAUCGUUCGGUACACAGGAUUUCAGAUUACAAGACUACAACAAAGCAGUGCCCAGGGACGGCUUUUGUUAUAAGUUGUUGUUUUUAUUAAUUAUCCUAAUUAAGGCACUUGUACCGUAAUUCUAUUGAAUUAAGAAAAAAAUAUUAUUACUUGAAAUGAAAAAGUAAAAGAAUGGAUAAUAUACAUAAUAUAUAUUUUAGGAUGAUUGGUUAUUCUAAUAUAUUAUCUAACAUAUUUUUUGGCUUAUUAUUUAUCUUUAUAUUGUUUUUAGAAAAGAAAUUCUGAACCAGUGGUACUUAGCUAUUCACUUGACUGUUUAACAGAGAAAACUUUUCUAUUCUAUGGUUUUUGUAUAUUGAUAUUUAAAGAAUCAAGAGCAACUGUGAUUUUUUUUGCUCGUGUUUUAAUAACAUACCUAGACUUGGUUAUUAUCUAUGAUAUUUUUAUUUGUUCGAUCGAAAUUUCGCAUAAGUUAGGUAAGACUUACCUUGGUACUUUAACGAGAUCAGUUUGAGGACGUUCCUAAACCUUAAAGCUUGUUAAUGUUUGUUAGUUCAACUAAUAGAACUUAGCAAGUCCAUUUUACCAUCACAAUUAUAGUUCGGAAUAAAAAAUUAGUUUUGUUUGAGUAUUAAACAAAACUUUGACUAAUUUAAUGGUUUUAUUUUAAAAUGGUUUAGAAUAAUAAGUAGUAGGUACCUAUUAAUUAACUAUGUUUCAAACUUACCUCAUCUCACAAGUAUUUUCUGAACAUUUAAUUAUUAAGAAAACAUAUCAUUACGUAAUUUUCUUAAUUUAUUGAACUUUUAACGGUAAUUUUACGAGUAAAUUUAGAUAACAUUUAUAUAUCUACGCAUUAUAUAUUUAUUUAUAUGUACCUAUGUACCUAUCUACCUACUACGACUAAAUUUAAUGCUUGAUAACUUACAUUUUUUGUUAUUUUUCAUGAAUAAAAUACUGUAAUGCCUGUAUUGAUAGUUAUUCCUUAGUUGUUUAUGUUAAAACAUUAUCUUAAUAAUAAGAUUAUAGGCAUGUAAAAUUAAUUAUUUUGUUGCUGUUAUGUAAUAUUUUAGAAACGCUUAAAUAGCUUUCAAAUAGUAUAUACAAGUUUUAAUUAACUUUUAUUACCAAAUAAUAAUUACUAGUCUAAAUUACAAUAAUGCGAAAUAAACCAAAGUAUUAUAUUAAUAGUAUUAUAAGAUAGUUAUAAUAUGGUAAGUAUAGACUGAGUUUAAUGUAAUAGGCGUGUAUAUAAAAGAGGCUAAUAGCGAAAUAUUUUGUGCUUAAGGUGCAAUUGAAAAAAUGUUCGGUAAAAUCCAAUUGCAUGAACAAAAAACUUUGUUAUUCGACAAAGGAUAAUAUUAUUAUAUCUUGAUAAAUGAACUAAUUUUUUCAGUCUUAUUUUUUAUUCUUUAUUGAUAACUCUAAUUUUUGUUAUAUAAAAAGCGUUUCAAAGAUUUUGGUUAAAAAUCCGAGAAAAGUCAAGAAAGUUUAGGCGCACUGAUUGUACUGGCCAACACAGUAAACGUAUCAUUUUUUAAGUUAAGUACGCCUUUACCAUAUUAUUAUAUUUCAUGACAAAAAUCAACUUUUUAUACCAAAUCUGAAUGUGACAGGUUAAUAAAGUAAUAGUUUAAUUAAAUCAUAAUACAUACAUACAUAUCUAAUAAUAAUUGUUGUUCUAUAUA
Molecule: messenger RNA, 3233 nt
Organism: Maniola jurtina (meadow brown)
Lineage: Eukaryota; Metazoa; Arthropoda; Insecta; Lepidoptera; Nymphalidae
Product: lachesin-like
Exons: 10
Coding region: 486-1664 (392 amino acids)
Cellular component (GO): neuron projection
Source: RefSeq, a predicted model, not a curated record